Rosa rugosa (rugosa rose) is the source of this 1044-nucleotide messenger RNA. RefSeq names its product L10-interacting MYB domain-containing protein-like. The record is from RefSeq and is a predicted model, not a curated record. The transcript has 2 exons. Lineage: Eukaryota; Viridiplantae; Streptophyta; Magnoliopsida; Rosales; Rosaceae. Bases 149 to 931 code for a protein of 260 amino acids.
GGUACUGAAAAUGUGGGAUCUGGAAAACAAAAAGCCACAUGGCCGGAUGAGGUAGUAGCUAUAUUUUGUGAUAUAGCUGCUAAGGAAGUGGCCAAGGGAAACAGACCUGGUACACAUUUUGAUAAAAAAAGGAUGGUCAAAUGUUGUCAUGGCCUUUAAGGAGUUAACCGGAAAGGAUUACGAUAAAAGCCAACUGAAAAAUAAGUGGGAUUCACUGAAAAAUGAUUGGAAAUUGUGGAGUUCAGUUAUGCAUAAGGAAACUGGUAUUGGAUGGGAUCCGGCUAAGAAAACUGUCGACGCACCUGCUGAAUGGUGGGAAUCCAAAAUUCAGAUCAAUCCAGAGUAUCGCAAGUUUUGGGAAGUGGGAAUUAGUCCUGAAAUGAUGGUUGUUUAUGACAACAUGUUCAGGGGUAGCACAGCCCUAGGUCACUUUGUCAUGAUUCCCUCGGCUACCAUAGAUAUUGAAGAGGUUGUGGAGGAUUCAGAGCAUAAUUUAAUUUCUGGAGAUGAUGAAGAGGAUUCUGACCAAGAUAAUGAACGUAGAGGCAAAAAGAGAACAAAUUUGGAGCGCCAAACAGAGGUUGAUAAAGAAAAAAAAGGAAAAGGAGUUAUGGGAGGGCCAAAGGGGAAGAAAGAAAAGGUGGGAGGUGCGGCGAAAUUGUCUAAACAAAUCGAUCGUCUUGUUGAUGUAGUCGAGAGUAGGAGUACAGCCACAUCUGUACGUGAUAAUGGUACAUCACCAGGAACUAGUAUUCAAGAGGUGAUGAGAGUUGUUGCAACAUUACCAGGAGCAGAAACCGGUACCAAGCUAUGGUGGUUUGCAACGGAGUUGUUCUGCUCUCAGGAGAAGCGAGAGUUGUUUUCUAUUAUGACAGAUGCUGAUCUCAAGCUCCAGUUUCUGAUUCUUAAUAAGAAAAAAGCUGAAAAUUAAGUAGGAUGAUCCUACUUUGUAACAUGAUGCGUGAUGCUUGUCGUUUACACCUAAGCUGAGCUCUUUUCUAUUUUUGUGAUUUUCCGGGUUUGAAAUAUUGAUUGUUGUUCAUU